CUACAUAGUGCACUAUGUGUCCAGUAGGAAGCCAUUUUGUUUUCAGCCUCCGAGCCCAUGGUGCGUUUGAAACAUGGCGACUAUACAAGUUAGCGAAGCGGAGAAAGUGUAUAUUAUGCAUGGAGUGCGGGAUGGUUUAAGAGUGGACGGGCGUGGCUGUGAGGACUACAGGCAUAUGGAGAUUGAUAUCACAAUGAUUUCUAUACUGUUACAGGGACAGACAGACGUUCUUGUGGGAAUAAAAGCUGAGAUCGGCAGGCCGAGGCCCAUGGUGCCAGAUGAGGGUUAUCUGGAGUUCUUUGUUGACUGCUCAGCAAACGCCACGCCAGAGUUUGAAGGUCGUGGGGGUGAGGAGCUCAGUGUGGAGCUGAGUAACAAUCUGUAUAAAGUCUUUAAUAACAGACACAGUCUGGACCUGCGCAGCCUCUGUAUCUGCGCUGGAGAGCACUGCUGGGUUCUGUACGUGGACGUGUUGCUCCUCCAGUGUGAUGGAAACCUGUUUGAUGCAAUGUCCAUCGCCAUAAAAGCAGCUCUGUUCAACACACGGAUUCCUAAAGUUCACAUAUCGGAGGACGAGGAAGGGGGGAAAGAGAUUGAGUUGUCUGAUGACCCCUAUGACUGCAUGCGUCUCAACGUGGAAAACGUCCCCUGCAUUGUGACCUUGUGCAAGAUCGGCCAUAGGCACGUAGUGGACGCCACCUUGCAGGAGAAAGCCUGCUCAGUAGCCAGUUUGCUGAUUUCAGUCACCCACAAAGGAACAGUGACUUGUGUACGGAAGCUUGGAGGAGGCAGUCUGGACCCAGACAGUAUCUUUGAAAUGACAGAGACGGGAAAGCGAGUGGGGAAGAUGCUUCAUGUACCGCUGAUGGAGCUGCUGCAAAAAGAAGAGAGUCUUGGAAGAGAGAGAACAAAAGUGGGCUUCCUGGCCUAGCAUCUCUCUUUUUUUAACCUGUAUUUUUUCUAUUUUCAAAUCUGAAAUAAAUAUUUGUUUUUCCUUUUUAAAA
Pangasianodon hypophthalmus (striped catfish) is the source of this 1004-nucleotide messenger RNA. It is a transcript of the gene exosc7, whose product is annotated as exosome component 7. The coding region runs from base 74 to 931 and encodes 285 amino acids. The transcript is spliced from 8 exons. Gene Ontology annotation, cellular component: cytoplasmic exosome (RNase complex); nuclear exosome (RNase complex). Gene Ontology annotation, biological process: U1 snRNA 3'-end processing; U5 snRNA 3'-end processing; nuclear polyadenylation-dependent mRNA catabolic process. The record is from RefSeq and is a predicted model, not a curated record. Lineage: Eukaryota; Metazoa; Chordata; Actinopteri; Siluriformes; Pangasiidae.